UCCCGCUACAGUGUGAAUACUCAGAAGUGUGUGCGAGCUCUAUCCUCUGCAGUGCAGAGCUGGAAAAACACAGCAGUCAUCCACUUCAGCGCUGCUUUGCUGGCUUAGGCAGGACAUAUUUUGGAGUAUCCGGGAUCGGGACGGGAGCCCUCCACCGGUACUCGUUUGUGUCCUUUUUUGAUGGUUUUGACAAAAAGGACGCGUACUACAGGCGCACCACGGCUUCGCUCGCUGCUGUCCCGUGAGUAGCCUUGAAAGACUGCAACUCUGCAUGAGGCAAAUGUCUUUUGCAGUACAUUAGUCGAGAAACUUUGUUCGCCUGCUUGUUUUAAUACGCCGAGUGACACAGCGCUCGAGCGCGUCGCGUUUGGAGACUCGUCCCCAGCAUUGCAUGCGCAAAGAGACGGAAGAACGGCAAAAGUCGGUUUUUGCGACGCUGGUGAACACUUUGCUGAAGAGCAGGGAUACGAUGAGCGCGGAUCUCGCGAUGGGGCCCGAGUUGCCCACCAGCCCGCUGGCGUUGGAAUAUGUCAAUGACUUUGAUUUAAUGAAAUUUGAAGUGAAAAAAGAGGCCAUGGCGGGGCACGAGCGUGCAACCAUACGUCAGUGCAAUCGUCUCCAGGCACAGGGCUCCGUGUCGUCCACCCCGAUCAGCACGCCUUGCAGCUCUGUCCCGUCUUCCCCGAGCUUCAGCCCCACAGAGCAGAAGAACCACCUCGAGGAGCUCUACUGGAUGCCCAGCGGCGCCUACCCGCAGCAGAUCGAUCCUCAGACGUUAAGCCUGACGCCCGAGGACGCCGUGGAGGCACUGAUCGGUGUCACGGGCCACGGGCACCCUCCGCCAGCUCACGUGCAUCAGCAGCAGCUGCAGGCAGGAGGGUUCGAGGGUUACAGGGGCGCGCAUCACCACCACGGCCAUGCGCAGCAACACCAGCAGCAGCACCACCACCAUCAAUACGGCGGGAUGCCUCAUCACCCCGACGAGCUGCCGGGCCACCCGGGUGCGCACGGCCACCACCACCAUCACCACCACAACAACAGUCAGGACCCCGAUAGCCCUUCUCCCACCUCGCCGGGCUCUCACCAGCAACUCCACCACCGGCAUCAUCAUCACCACGCCCACCCGGGUCAGCACGGUCACCACGGCGUGAACGUGGAGGACCGCUUCUCCGAAGACCAGCUGGUGUCCAUGUCCGUCCGCGAGCUCAACCGACACCUGCGGGGCUUCACCAAGGACGAGGUGAUCCGUCUGAAGCAGAAGCGCCGGACCCUGAAGAACAGGGGCUACGCGCAGUCCUGCCGCUUCAAGCGCGUGCAGCAGAAGCACGUGCUGGAGAAUGAAAAGACCCAUCUCAUCAACCAGGUAGAGCAGCUCAAGCAGGAGAUCGACCGGCUGGCCCGAGAGAGAGACGCCUACAAACUCAAGUGCGAGAAGUUGAGCGGAGCGAACGGCUUCCGCGAGGCGGGAUCCACGAGCGACAACCCGUCCUCUCCAGAGUUCUUCAUGUGAGUGUCACUAUGCCCGAGAGACAUCACCAUCACCUGCGUGCGUGCGUGCGUGCGAAAACCUACACUCGCAGAAUAAGCCACAAGACAAGAAUUAAUACCGAUCAUCUCGCACAUGUAACCAUCGCCCCCACAUUGGCAGGUAAAAGACGGUUUUAGACUGAUUCCAGGGAAAAUUCUAGAUUAGAUGCUUGUAGACCCCUUUCUUAGAGAAAAUCAAAGAACUGGCCUUUUGUAUUGAGGAGAAGUCGCGAAAGCGGAGAGAGAGAAACUUUGGACUUUUUUCCACUUGGCUAAAAAAACGAAAACAACAGAUUUGAGGGCAGCAGAAUAUGCAAAACAUGACACUUCUCCUGUAAUAUCCCACCCGAGUGUGGCGACAGGGGCAACUUUAUGCAACAUCUCAUUUGUUUAUUGCCUGCUUGGUUAUCUAUAGAUAUAUAAAUGAAUAUAUAUAUAUAUAUAUAUAUAUAUUAAAAGAAAAGGGAAAAUCAAUAAAAACAAACACAUAAAUCUGCAUCAAGAUAUUAAUCCUGCAUGCUGGACAUGUAUGGUAAUAAUAAUUUCUAUUUUAUACACUCUCUGUCUUUUUUUCUGUUCAUUGUGUAUCGCAGAGAGCAUGUUUUUGAUCUCUAGCUCUUUUGGGGGGCGGGGGGGUUAUGCUCACGAGCUCGGCUCUCCGCUCGCUCGUUUUAUGUGGGUUUAUUCGGACUUGUAAAUAUAUGCAACAGCAAACCUAGAAACUGACAUCGAAAGAGUUGUGUUUUUGUUUCUUCAGAUUUUGCUUCAUGCUUUGGAAUGAAUUACCAGCAUUGGGCUUUUUUUCUUUCGAUUGCAUUUAAGCAAGUCAACAAACUUUGUAAAGGAAACGCACUUUUUGGAGGGGUGGUAAUAUUGGCGUUUUUGAAUCUCUGCUUGUUUAUUGAAAUCGUAUACUGGAAGGAAGACGUUUACUGCACAGAGACGUGAAAUAACAGGCACACGCGUUUGAACUGGUGCUCAUAUGUCUGGUUGUAAUAAGGAAUUCUGUUUUUUCACGCAGGCUGUUGCAUAACCUAUUGCUAUUCUAUACUAUAAGCAAUACUUCUAGAUCGUAACUUUUUACUUUUGAUGGACACACUUUCAUCAACCUUUUUUAAGUAGCUACACGAGCUGCCAGUUUUAUAAAGCAACAUCUCAAAGUGUAUUUAUAAUACUCCGGCUCGAUGGUGUAGGCUUCCGAAAUCAGGGGUUUGUGUAUUAUUGCCUCAUGUGAAAACUACGCAUGCAUUUCAAUGUAAAAUGUUUUCCUUUGUUUUUUUUAUCUGCCGGUCAGUAAAAAAUAAGGGAUUCAGGUUCUGCAUAAUCUCGAAAUGAAAAUUAUACGUGUCAUGUUAUUGUUCUUUUUUAUUAUUAUUUGUUUGUUCGUUCUGUUAUUUUAUCAAGAUUCUGGUUCUGCUGGCCAGAUGCAUAGUUUUUAUUUUAAUGAUUAAAUUAACAAAAUGUCAAAUCAUAUUGGAUAAGCAUGGUGCUUGCAUCUGAGAAAUAUUUGUUAAAAAGUCAUGCAUUUAACAGUCUCUUUGGUUUGUUACUGAUUCAACUGUGUUGAAAUCAAACGUAUUACUGCAGCAGCGGGUUGUUGUCGUUUUUCUUUGUUAAUUUCAUGUAUUAUAAUGAGGGGAUCAAUUUUCAAAUCUGUUUAUAUAAAUAGAAAAUGAAUAGAGUUCCAUUCAGGCUGGUUUCUGUUUCGUUCUUGCUGUUUUUUGGAGAAAUGGUUUCCUAUUUUGCUUAUUAAAGUCAGUGAAAUGGCA
Triplophysa dalaica is the source of this 3296-nucleotide messenger RNA. It is a transcript of the gene mafba, whose product is annotated as MAF bZIP transcription factor Ba. Gene Ontology annotation, molecular function: RNA polymerase II cis-regulatory region sequence-specific DNA binding; DNA-binding transcription factor activity, RNA polymerase II-specific. The transcript has a single exon. Gene Ontology annotation, biological process: regulation of transcription by RNA polymerase II. Gene Ontology annotation, cellular component: nucleus. Lineage: Eukaryota; Metazoa; Chordata; Actinopteri; Cypriniformes; Nemacheilidae. The record is from RefSeq and is a predicted model, not a curated record. The coding region runs from base 392 to 1510 and encodes 372 amino acids.